This is a messenger RNA of Perca flavescens (yellow perch), 2219 nucleotides long. RefSeq names its product DnaJ heat shock protein family (Hsp40) member B9a (gene dnajb9a). Gene Ontology annotation, biological process: ERAD pathway. Gene Ontology annotation, cellular component: endoplasmic reticulum. Lineage: Eukaryota; Metazoa; Chordata; Actinopteri; Perciformes; Percidae. The transcript is spliced from 3 exons. The record is from RefSeq and is a predicted model, not a curated record. Bases 221 to 874 code for a protein of 217 amino acids. Gene Ontology annotation, molecular function: protein-folding chaperone binding; misfolded protein binding.
GAAGAAGAAGAAAAAGGAGGGCACAAGAGAAGCAACUCCUGAGUAAAGGGAUCGAAGAAUACAUGUGUAAAGUGAUGCUGCUGCUUAUGACCGCUUGAUAUCACCCACUUUUAACCACUGAGCACUGUCAUGUUAAGAGCGGAUAAAUAGUUUAAUAGGCAGAACUGCAAUACACCAGCUAAACAGCACUCGUGUCCCCCAAAAAGGGGGCAUCACAACCAUGGCAACUGCACAGUCUGCUGUAACGUUUGCAGUGUGCAUCCUCAUGAUAACCGAGCUAAUACUUGCCAAGAAGGACUAUUAUGAUAUACUGGGAGUGCCUAAAGAUGCUACUGAGCGUCAGAUAAAAAAAGCUUUCCACAAGCUUGCAAUGAAACAUCACCCAGAUAAGAACAAGAGCCCUGACGCUGAAGUGAGAUUCAGAGAAAUUGCUGAAGCUUAUGAAACUUUAUCAGAUGAAACCAGAAGAAGACAAUAUGACCAGUUUGGUUACACCUCUGCAUACUUUAGUGGGGAGACGCAAGGCAGACAUAGACAGGGUGCCCACCAACCUUUCAGCUUCAACUUUGAUGACAUUUUCAAGGACUUUGACAUUUACAGCCAGAACAGGCACGCUCGCCACCGAAGACACUUGGAUGAACACUCAAGGUACCACAAGGAGUCCCACAGCAGACAUAAGAGACACUUUCAAGGAGGUUUUGGAGCAGGUAUCUUUGAUGAGAUGUAUGACGACAUAGAGCGAAUGUUUACCUUUGACAGACACACUAAACAGACUGACAACAGGUUUCGUGGUGCAUCGAAACAACACUGUAGAACAGUGACACAGCGCAGAGGAAAUAUGGUAACCACAUACACAGACUGUACUGCAUCUUAAGAUGCAAUGUAAAAUUACAUCUGACUCAAAAUUGCUUUAACGGUAUACAAUACUGUUGUAUUGAUAAGGUAAUGGAGGCCACAUUGUUCAAGUACUAUGAAAUUUGAGCACUGACAUUGAUAUCUGACAUUCAGGCACAGGAUGGCAAACAGUGAACCCUCAGUUUUCUUAGGUCUAAAUUCAAAUAAGCGAAUAAUGUUUUGUUCAAGCUAUUACCUGUGUGUGUGCUCAUUGACUUGUACAUGAUUGUAGUAGUUUUUCACUUAUUGUUGAAAUGAGCUGACAGACUAUUUUGUCAGUGUUUUUUAAGCACCUUCUUUAAUAGUGUAAUGUUACUGUUUGGAAAAAAUAUGUGUCAGUUCACCUCUAGUUCACUACUUCCACCCUGUUAUUUUGUACAGUUUUUAGUUUCCUUUUUUAUAGUUUUUGCCAUUGUGCGCCUAAAAAACAAACAACAAAAGGUAAAAACAAAAGCAGCCCGUGGAGUUUUGCUUAUGUCAGCAAUGUCAACAAAAAUCUGUGACCCUCUACAUGUUUAACUGCUGUUUGUACUACAUUGUGUUGAAAUAUUCAUGUACCCUACACUGCCAGUCACAUGUUUUGAACACCAUAUAUUUGAGCAUUUGUAGUUAAAUCUGCAUCAAUGCAGUUGUAAAGUAAUUUUAAAUAUCUGUAUUGAGGCUAUCUUUAAUACAAAAAAGUCACAGACAUUUCUGAGUUCUGAAUCACAAUCAAUAUUUUUUGGAUGAAGAGUAUUACAUUUAAAUUUCCAGUUACAAUGCUUGAAAUGUAAUCAAAAAUCCUAAAAUAUGAAUAAAAACUUUUGACUGGCAUGGCAGACAAACUUCAAAGAAUGUUUUAUUUGUAACUUGCAGAGGACCAAUUUAACUAUGCGUUGACUACAGUACGUACUACUGUAUAUGUUUCAUGACUUCUUAUUGUACUAGUCGCACGGUUUAUUUUUUUAAUUUAUUUUAUAUAACGGUGUAAAAUAUUGCUGUUUUAUCAACAGUGUAAGUGUAAGAAUACUGCAGUGCUACAAUGCUGAAGAAAUACUGUAUGUAUAAGUACAUACAAGCAUCAAUGUUCAGCACAUUCUCUGAAUCUGGUGAUGGCUACUCACCAGUGUUAAUGAGCUAGUUGAUACAACCCCCCCAAUAUAUUGUUUUCCUAACAUAUCAUCUGUUACCUCAUACUUAAAAACUGUACAGUUACAUGCUUCUUUUACAUUGUAGUGUGCAAUAUUUAUGAUAUAAUGCACUAUAAUGAUAGUGUUUAUACUAAAUGGCACUUUCAAUUGUGUAUAAAAUGUGUUUUAAGAAAUAAAAAGUAGAGACCAAACUGA